AUGGCUUUUACCCCUUACAAGCCUUUGACGCUAGAUCCAAACGCUCCAAACCUCUCCCGCACGGCCAAAAGCGUCGUGGACCUCCUAUUCUUUUUCAAUCCCAAAUGCAUACCAAGGUCAUUGCUUAUUACACCCGCUUUUACGGUAGAGAAUCAGAUAUAUCAGUUCCUCAAGAACAAAGAACAGUACCUUUCCCUCUUCUAUGGCUAUAAUAUCAUCCAAGCUAAUUCAAUCGCGUUCAGACUCGACAAGGCCAUCGCCGAACUAAUCGAUCGGUCCAUUAUUCACAUCGACGAAAGGAACAACAUUGUGCUAUCCCUUGACAGCCCAUACACAGGAAUUCAAGAGGACCAAGUCAACUCUGCAUUUAGUCAUGCCACUCGACUCUUCGACAAAUCGCUUCCCGACCUUUGGGCUACGGAAAACCCACGACUAGGCUACGAGUCUUUCAAGGCAAGCGAGGUUGUGCUGCCACAUAUGAUGCGAGCUAUUGAAGUAACAAGAAAUAUCAAAAUUCGGCCGAAGAGGAAAAAGGAUUGGAUAGAGCUUGUGUUGCGGGCAGGCCGGUAUGCUCAAGAGAACCAACAACCAGACCUUUCCACAUACUUUGUCGAUUACGUUCUAAAAGAGCACCAUUCCCCUAUGUUCGGGGUGCGAAUGUCUGCCGACUUCCUCGCGAGCACGUAUACUCUGCAGGGCCACGCCCUUCUGGAUCUUGCCCAGCCACGUGCUGCCCUGAAUGUGCUCAACAGCGCUCUUAACAUCCUCGAGGAUCGGCAUGGACCCAAUUCAACAAGUGUGGCAAAGGCGUGUGAUUCGCUUGCCCUCGCUUACAUUGAGACAGGAGAUGUCGAUAAAGCAUCAGCAUUUUUAAGCAGAGCGGAUGCCAUCUAUGUGGAUAAAGCGUACCUACACCUGGAUUCAGAGGCUGGUCGCCAGAAGCCUUAUGUCAUCCCCCGAACUCGAGCUAUCCAAUCACUUAUAGAUCUCAGAGCGAAAAAGCUCGAUGACGCUGUCAAAUGUCUCCAACACUUUUGGCGGGACCGGGAGAUGAGACUAGAGUCCGUUGAGGCGUCGCCGGAUUCAAAUUACGGCGGGGAUGUCAUGCUUUUUGCUCGUAUAUGUUGGGCACAAGGCAAGGCAGUAGAAGCCCAGGAGCUAGCCUCACAUGCCAUUACCAUGAGGCGCACCUUUUAUGGACCACAUGGAGGUCCCAGGGUGGCUGACUCGCUCUUCCUAGUUGCUACUAUACUAGAAGAUCGCGGGUUUCCUGACAUAGCGUCGAGUGUCUUGAGAAAAAUCAUCGAUAUGAGCGAAGGGGAGAGUCCUGUGCUGUAUCCUCACAUAGCUAGGGCGUGUUGGUUUCUUGCUCGCGUCGCGGAGCGCAAUGGCUCUGACGCUGCGAAGGUGUCAGAACUCAGGGCCAAGGCGCGGGAGUUCCGGGAGUCGGGUAGAAGAAGCGAGGGGCCGGUCGAGGACACAGAUGACGCUUUCAUGAAUUUGGUCAGUUGGAUGCUUUGGUAA
Molecule: messenger RNA, 1524 nt
Organism: Clonostachys solani
Lineage: Eukaryota; Fungi; Ascomycota; Sordariomycetes; Hypocreales; Bionectriaceae
Source: the annotation of a GenBank genome assembly